Messenger RNA from Cokeromyces recurvatus, 372 nucleotides. RefSeq lists its product as uncharacterized. Bases 1 to 372 code for a protein of 123 amino acids. The record is from RefSeq and is a predicted model, not a curated record. The transcript has 3 exons. NCBI's taxonomy places the organism in Eukaryota, Fungi, Mucoromycota, Mucoromycetes, Mucorales, Mucoraceae.
AUGUUUGAGUCUAAGUUCCAGAUUGCUGACAUUCAAUGUACUUCUGCAGCCUGCUGUCGUUUUGUUACUUAUCUAUUCCUUUAUCGUAAUGCACCAACUGACGCUCAACCCUCUCGUCCUCCUAGUGAACUCUUAGGCGCCUUUUUAUUGAUUGCUGGUUCUAUAUUAUUUAUGGCCUCUAAUUCAGGCACCUUACUUUGGUUACGACGAAAUAAUGUAGACAGUAUGUUCUUAAUGAAUGUGUGUGUUGCUUUGACUGCCAUUACUCUAUGUUAUGUUGCUGCUUUACAGAUCAUUAAAGCUUGGGCUGAGAGAAGAGAAGCUUUUAAGCAGGGAGAACGUAAUCAACAAAAUAUGGAACAACAACGAUAA